CAGAUGAAUGCUCUUCGCCUCUCAUGAACACCCAGAUCUUUAUGCAGUCUUCACAGAUCAGUGCGUUUUAGAAAUUUUAUCUGGAGCUUAAAACUGCUGGCAGAACAGGAGAAGUGCUUGAUCAUAGGCGUCUUCCUUUAGGAAGUACGGAAACAUCUUUGAUUUAAACAGAGCUAAAUAGUUUACUGAUAUUAGAAGUGUUUGGGGAGCCAAAUUCAGAAUAAUUUCCCAUAGCACAUAUAGAGCCAAAGUAUUCGUCAAUCUUUGCUUCGAAAGUAUUAACAAGUAUACUUGCUCGUGAAAGUAAUAUUGAAAAUUGGAUUCAAAACAUUCGUUACUGUCGAAUUCUUAGGCGUUGUGAUCAGCUGUCAUGGAUAACCAAUACGAUAUUGUUGUUUUAGGAACAGGUCUGAAGGAGUGUAUACUUAGCAGUCUAAUGUCGAUGGAUGGAAGGAAAGUUCUACAUAUUGACAGAAACAGUUAUUACGGUGGCGAUAUCACAUCCAUUACUCCUAUCGACUCACUGUUUCAGUUGUUUAAAGUCGAAACAGACACUUCGAAAUUUCAGCGUGGCAGAGACUGGAAUGUUGACUUAAUUUCAAAGUUUCUGAUGGCUAAUGGAAAAUUGGUUAAAAUCCUUGUUCAUACCGGUGUAACGCGAUACUUAGAGUUUAGAAGUGUAGAAGGAAGUCAUGUUUAUCACGCUGGUCGUGUCUACAAAGUACCAUGUAACGAAAGUGAAGCACUUAAUACAAAACUAAUGGAUCUUUUCAAAAAGCGUCGUUUCAGAAAGUUUUUGGUCUGGGUGAUGAACAUAGAUUUGGAUAAUCCGUGUACAUGGAACUGUGUUUAUUCGUCACCACUGGAUAUAAAAAAGGACUCCAUUUCUCACGCUUUUAAUAGUUUCAAUAUCGACAAAGACACUCAAAAUUUCAUAGGGCACGCAAUUUGUUUGUUCCAAGAUGAUUCAUACAAAGAAAGUGUCCCUGCUAUCGAGGUGAUAAGUCGCAUGCAGCUGUAUAGUCAAUCUGUUUGUCGAUUCGGUAAAUCACCAUAUCUUUACCCCUUGUAUGGACUGGGCGAACUUGCCCAAGCGUUUUCUCGCCUGUCUGCUGUAUAUGGUGGGACUUAUAUGCUUGAUAGACCUAUUGACGAAAUAGUGACAGAAAAGGGUAAAGUUGUAGGAGUCAAAUCAGGUAAUGAACUUUUCAAAUGUGGUAUGGUUAUUUGUGAUCCAAGUUAUGUGCCAACCAUGGUGAAAAAGGUUGAUCAAGUUGUUCGUGCUAUCUGCAUCCUGACACAUCCUAUUGCGGAAGUGCAGAACUCCCUGUCAACCCAAAUUAUUAUUCCUCAAAUCGAAGUUAAUCGCAAACAUGAUAUUUAUGUAUCGUGCGUAUCUCACCAACACAAUACAUGUCCUGAAAAUUUCUUUUUGGCGCAUGUGGCUACAAUCGUUGAAACAUCAUCCCCAGAGAAAGAGCUUGAACCUGGUCUAAAGCUUCUUGGAGACAUUGAACAAGUGUUUUAUUCUGUGCAGGAUCUUUUCGUGCCUACAGAUGAUGGUCGUGAAUCUCGGAUUUUCAUUUCGUCAAGUUAUGAUGCCUCUACACACUUUGAGUCUACUUGUGCUGAUGUUUUAGAUUUAUAUGAACGUAUAACUGGACAUCCGUUUGAUUUUAGUAAAAUAAAAAGGUAUGAAGAGGUGAAUGAAUAACUCGGUUUUUUGAAAAUCUAUUUUCAUGAUAAAAAUCUAAUUAUUCUGCUUCGAAACAUAGAUAUUUCUCUUUUUGUUGUUUGAAUAUUUAUUCAUCGUUAGUGGUCGGGUUUUAUGAUAUUUAUCCUUACAAUCGCUACUUUGAAUAUAUCUAUAUUUAUGCUUGACUUUUUUUGACUUGUUUAUCAGUGGCACAUUCACUAUAGCGAUACAUUCUUUUAGGUUAUUCAAACUGAUUUUAAUCAUAGCUAUUCAGUAUUUUGUACUUUUACAUUUCUCAUUUAACUUUCAGGUUGAGAUUUCAAUGUGAUAUGCUUAUUUUUUCAUAUAUCUUUCAAUGGUGUAACUUUUUGCUUUUAAUAUAUGGCGAAAACCUUUUACCUCAGUCGUUCCGUCUUUCUGAUCUGUUCUAUCUAUAUAUAUAUUUGUGUGGAAUAUAUUUGUUUUUCGUUUUAAUAAUCUUUUAAGUUAUCUAACUAUCUCAACGUUCCUCCGGUGUUCAAAUUCAAGCGUAUUAAUGAUUGUGUUUAUUAUGUUUCCAUCCAACGCAUUAAAAAUAUGAUUUCAUAUGAUUUCUCUAUUUAUCAUGUGAAUUUUUGCUUAAUACUAGUUUUGAGUUGAAUUUAAAUCAUCUGUGUUCUUUCUAUUCGGCCUAAUUUCACAAUCCUUUCUGUGAUAAUAAUGUGUGCGCAAUUAUGUUAUAAGUUAACAAUCUCCUAGUCAUGAUAUGUAUUCCUUUUGUUUUGUCACUCAGUUUUAACUGUUUAAACAAAUUCAGUUGUAACGCUGACAAUACAUGUGAUCUGUUGUAUGAAAUAGAUCUUAUCAUAGAUCCCGAUGGACAGUCCACGAUCUCAAUCAUUUAUUUGCUCGCUAAGCUGUAGAUCCUACAAGCCUAAUAACCAAAAGAUACAACUUUCAUCCCCAUCCCGUAGCAACAAAACCCUCUCUUAUAUUAAAAUUGUGCACAAAGCAAAUUUUCAUUUUGUCUUAACUCUCUCAAUGUGGUAGAUAUGUUAUACGUUGCUGUUGAUGAUGAUGAUGUUAUACCCUAAUAAAAUAAUCUGUCGGCAAGAGGCUAGGAGAAAGUGUACUAAAAUAUUGGAUCAGUUCAUGAAAUCAUUGAAUGCUAGAGUAGAUUAUGCUAAAAAUUUCAGACUUUCUGGUUAGGGGAAUCUGAAAUGAUUAAUGGAUACGUAUUUGCGUUCCACAAAUGCAAUAUUCGUUUAAUUUACU
This is a messenger RNA of Schistosoma turkestanicum, 2950 nucleotides long. NCBI's taxonomy places the organism in Eukaryota, Metazoa, Platyhelminthes, Trematoda, Strigeidida, Schistosomatidae. The record is from the annotation of a GenBank genome assembly.